Molecule: messenger RNA, 981 nt
Organism: Microthlaspi erraticum
Lineage: Eukaryota; Viridiplantae; Streptophyta; Magnoliopsida; Brassicales; Brassicaceae
Source: the annotation of a GenBank genome assembly
AUGGAUUUGCAAGAACAUGAAUCAAGAACACAACAAGUUGGGUCCAACGAUGGAGAUGAUGAUUACAUAGACAUGGAGCUCAAUCUCUCUUCUUCUUCUCCAUCCUCAAGCUUCAUCAGCUUCUCCGUCACCUGCUCUCCGCCGCACAGCCGAGAGUUCGAGUUUCAAAUGUGCUCCUCCGCCGCAGCUUCCGGCGAAUCCACCACAUCUCCGGCCGAUGAGCUCUUCUACAAGGGUCAACUCCUCCCUCUCCACCUCCCUCCUCGUCUCCAAAUGGUCCAAAAGCUUCUCGCCUCCUCCUCCUCCGCCGCCGCCGCCGCCGUCGAAACAACUACCACAAAUUCCCCACGCGCCACCGCAUCCUCGCCGCGGAGAUUCAGCAGCAGCGAGAUCGAAGUAAGCGGCACGGACGAGCAUUGUUUCUUCGAGAUUUCCACGGAGCUCAAGAGAUUCAUCGAGAACAACAGCGAGAAUCCUGGAAACAGUUGGAGCAAAAAGAUCAAACACUCAUCGAUUACUCAGAAGCUCAAAGCCUCACGCGCUUACCUCAGAGCUCUGUUUUCCAGACCAGGAUGCUCAGAUUCAUCAGAGAUUCAUCCAAAAUUCAGAAUUGAAGGCAUCAAGACCUCAAAACCCUCGAAAAAGAAGAGCCCAAACAGCAACAAUCCUCCAUUGAUUCACAGGAGAUCGUUCUCUGGUGUGCUACAGAGGCACUCUCAAGCAAAGUGUUCUUCGUCUUCUUCCUCUUCUUCUUCUUCGUCGUCUUCGCUUUCCUCUUCGUUCAGUUUCGGAUCGAACGGGUCGUUGGAUCUGCAGACGCUGAUGAGGAGCAGCAACGCGAGCUCGGUUGAUAACUCCAUUGAAGGAGCGAUUGAGCAUUGUAAGCAGUCGUUUACGACUAGGAAGAGCAAUGUGUGCGAAUCUGAGCUCUCUUCUUCAAGAACCUCUGUUUCUACUUGCGGUGACAUUGAGAAAGGAUGA